This is a messenger RNA of Cynocephalus volans (Philippine flying lemur), 1725 nucleotides long. It is a transcript of the gene ZFP36, whose product is annotated as ZFP36 ring finger protein. The record is from RefSeq and is a predicted model, not a curated record. The transcript is spliced from 2 exons. Gene Ontology annotation, molecular function: mRNA binding; metal ion binding. The coding region runs from base 69 to 1061 and encodes 330 amino acids. NCBI's taxonomy places the organism in Eukaryota, Metazoa, Chordata, Mammalia, Dermoptera, Cynocephalidae.
UAUAAGAAGCUGACUCUCCCGACCCGCAGCAGCCUGACUUCAGCGCUCCGGUUCUGGGCCGUCUUCUCAUGGCCACCCGCGCCUCCAUGGAUCUCACCGCCAUCUACGAGAGCCUUCUGUCGCUGAGCCCUGACGUGCCAUCCGACCACGGAGGGACUGAGUCCAGCCCAGGAUGGGGUUCCUCGGGACUCUGGAGCCUGAGUUCAUCUAACUCCAACCCGUCUGGGGUCACCUCCCGCCUGCCUGGACGCUCCACCAGCCUGGUGGAGGGCCGCAGCUGUGGCUGGGUGCCUCCACCCCCUGGCUUCGCACCCCUGGCUCCCCGCCCCGGCCCUGAGCUGUCACCCUCACCCACGUCGCCUACUGCGACCCCCACCACUUCCUCCCGCUACAAGACUGAGCUAUGUCGGACCUUCUCUGAGAGUGGGCGCUGCCGCUACGGGGCCAAGUGCCAGUUUGCCCAUGGCCUGGGCGAGUUGCGCCAGGCCAGUCGCCACCCCAAGUACAAGACCGAACUCUGCCACAAGUUUUACCUCCAGGGCCGCUGCCCUUAUGGCUCACGCUGCCACUUCAUUCACAACCCCAGUGAAGACCUGGCUGCCCCCGGCCACCCCCACGUGUUGCGCCAGAGUAUCAGCUUCUCUGGCCUGCCCUCAGGCCGCCGAACCUCGCCUCCACCAACGGGUCUGGCAGGCCCUUCCCUGUCCUCGUGCUCUUUCUCGCCCUCCAGCUCCCCACCACCACCUGGGGACCUUCCACUUUCUCCCUCUGCCUUUUCUGCUGCCCCUGGGACCCCAGUGGCUCGAAGGGACCCCAACCCAACCUGUUGCCCCUCUUGCCGAAAGGCCACUCCUGGCAGCAUCUGGGGGCCCUUGGGUGGCCUGGCUCGGAGCCCCUCUGCACACUCCCUGGGAUCUGACCCUGAUGAAUAUGCCAGCAGCGGCAGCAGCCUGGGAGGAUCUGACUCACCUGUCUUUGAGGCAGGGGUUUUUGGGCCACCCCAACCACCAGCAGCCCCCCGGCGACUCCCCAUCUUCAACCGCAUCUCUGUUUCUGAGUGACAAAUGCCUGUCCAGUACAGAUCAGCUGGAUCUCAAGGGGAGCCACUUCUCUGCUGUGGGGACCUGGGGGGCUCAAUUUAAUCGGGUGGCCUCCUCCCCUCCCAAAAUGCAUUAACCCACUCCCCUGACCUCAUGCUGGGGCAGGUCCCCAGUGUGCAAGCUCAGUGUUCAUGGUGUUAGGGGAUGGAAUGUUUUCUGGGGUUCUUUAAAAAAAAAAAAACAAAUAUGUAGCAUAUUUGCGGAGGCAGUGAGCCUUCUACCCCAAUUUCUCCCCUGCCCAAAUCUGUCUCCUGGAAUCUUAUAUGCUGUGAAUAAUAGGGCCCCUCUGCCCCCUCCCAAUUUUUCCUAGACCGUGAGGUUCCAGUGUCUGGUGGUGACUAGAACCUCCCCUGAGGGGGAAUCCUGGUGCUCAAAUUUCCCUCCAAAAGCAAGUAGCCAAAGCCGUUGCCAAACCCCUCCCUCCAAUCAAUGGGCCCUUUAUUUAUGACGACUUUAUUUAUUCUAAUAAGAUUUUAUAGUAUUUAUAUAUAUUGGGUCGUCUGCUUCCCUUGUAUUUUUCCUCCUCCUUUUUGUAAUAUUGGAAACGAUGGUAUAAUUAUUAUGAGUAUACUAUAAUAAUAUAUUAAGUAAUAUAUAUUGUUACCUUCAAAGUCUAUUUUUGUGU